AUGGCUAAGGUUUUGCAAUCCACCGUCGUGACAAGGUCCAUCUUCGGCAUCUUGUUAGCUUCUGUCGCCAUCGUUGUUCUUGCAUAUCAAGUGGCUCUUCCCACCGACAUGCUGUCUUCUCUUGGCCCACUACGUUCUCUGCGCACUAGAAUCUUCUCUUCCAACACUACUGCUUCGUUCAAGACCUUCUCACCUCUCACAGCCAACACCAAUACUCCAUAUCGAACCUUUACCUCUUCACAACCAGCCAAUAUGACCCACGAUAGCUUGACCUUCAAGGAGGCGAUCGAGAACCGUCGUUCCAUCUACCAACUCACCAAAAAGUCGCCCAUCGACGACAAGAAGAUCAAGGAGAUUGCUGAGUUGGUCGUCAAGCAGGUGCCUUCCUCCUUCAACUCGCAGUCGAGUCGUGUGGUUGUCUUGCUCAAUGAGCACCAUGACAAGUUCUGGCAGAUCGUGACGGAUAUCUUGAAGGCGCAUGUGCCAGAGGAUAAGUGGGAGCACACUGGGCAGAGACUUGGAGGAUUCAGCGGUGGUUACGGCACUUACGCCGACAAGUUCCCACAAUGGUCCGAGCACACCUCCGCCAUGCACCAGUACGCCAUGUGGGUGGCUCUCGAGGCCGAGGGCUUCGGUUGCAACCUCCAGCACUACAACCCUCUGCCCGACCAGAAGGCAUCUGCGGAGUGGAAUAUUCCUUUGGAGUGGUCGUUGAAGGCUCAGCUUGUAUUUGGUGGUGUCGCGGAUGGUGCCAGGGAAGGCCUGCAAGCCAAGGAGCAGCAGCCGCUUGAGGAGAGGUUGUUCGUACAUGGCGCGUAG
Messenger RNA from Recurvomyces mirabilis, 819 nucleotides. RefSeq names its product putative nitroreductase (gene HBN1). The record is from RefSeq and is a predicted model, not a curated record. NCBI's taxonomy places the organism in Eukaryota, Fungi, Ascomycota, Dothideomycetes, Mycosphaerellales, Teratosphaeriaceae. Gene Ontology annotation, molecular function: oxidoreductase activity. Gene Ontology annotation, biological process: cellular response to oxidative stress. The coding region runs from base 1 to 819 and encodes 272 amino acids. The transcript has 2 exons.